UUAUUAAAUUGAUGAAUUUUUCAUCAGCCAACGAUAAUAUUUUUUCAAAUGACGAUAAUGAUGAUAUCGAUGAUGGUGAUGAUGAUGUUUUUCAUUCAUAUGAAAUACCAAAUCUACUGCCAAAUUGUCAGAAUCGUCCCAAUGUUGCUGAUCAUGAUAAUGAUGAUGUUAGAAAUUAUCUAAUUGCAGCAACAUUAAAUGGUAAAAUCAGCAUCAUAAAUGCUGUAUGGGGAACAAUAAAAUGGACAAAACAAAUACAAACAAAACCAUUAAUAUCAUCAAAUAUUGGAAAUGUAAUGAAAAUACAUAAUAAUUUUGGUGAAUUAAUGCAAAUAUUACCAUCAUUGGAUGGUAAUCUUUAUGUUUAUCAUGGUGAUACUAUCAAAAAAACACAAUUUUCAGCCGAAAAAUUAUUGAAAAAUUCAUUUAAAUUUAAUGAUAAUAUUAUGCUGGCUGGUGGUCAGGAAAGUAAACUUAUUGGUAUAAAUAUAAAUAAUGGUGAUAUUCUUUAUGAUUGUGGUCAUUCCGGUUGUCAACGUGAUAAUGAAUCCACUAUUUCAAUGGAAAAUAUUAUUUUAUUAAGAAAAAAUUCACAAUCAGUUCGAGCUAUAAAUACAAUGACUGGUAAUGAAGAAUGGCAUUUUGUUGUUGAUGAUCCACAAAUUAUUGAAAUUGGUACGAAUGAAUGUCAUCAACAACAUUAUAAUAGUACGACUGACUCAUCACCAUAUACAAUAAAAUUUAAAGUAAUGUUACCAAAUGGUCGUAUAACAUCAUUAGUACAUUUUUCAAAUGAUUCAUCGCAAAGUGAAAUAUUUAAUACAUGGACAAUUAGUUUAGAUUCACCAAUUGUUAAUAUGUGGCAUUGGCAAAAUGAACAAUUGAUAAAAGUAAAUUUAUUUGAUCCACAGAUAAAUAAUUUUGAUGCUUUUUUAUCGAAAACAAAUCAAAAUCAUCGAAUACCAUCAACAUCAUCAUCAUAUUUAUAUCUUGGUUCAUAUGAAAAUAAUUAUUAUAUUCAAACAUCAAAUUCAGUUAAUGAUGAUCAGAAUCAAUUAAUACCAUAUUAUGAUGAAACGAAAAAAAUUCCCGAACGACGUAAACAAACAUUUAUUGCUAUUGAAGAUAAGAAAGAUGCUCAAGAUAAUGAUAAAUCGAAUACACAGCUGCAAGUAAAACAACAGCAACAACAAAGAAAAUUUUCAUUUCUUCAUACCCGAUCGGGUAAUGAUAAUGAUAGUAAUGCAACAGGUUAUCUUGUUUUACAUUAUGAUGAUGAUAAUGAUGAAAAAUGUCCAUCAUUUGAUGAUGGCAAUGAUGAUUAUGAUGAUGAUGAUGAUAAUACAAUCACUGUAAUUGUUUAUGCACAAUUAAGUUAUUAUUGGAAAGAAAUUCUUUGUCUUUGUAUGAUUUUCAGUGCAGCAACUAAUACUUUAUGGUGUUUAUUGAAAAAAUAUUGGUCAUUAAUUUUUUCAACUAGAAAUAUUGAUGAUGAUGAUUUAUCGGAAUCGCUGAUUGAUGGAAAUUGUUUUCUAUCAUGUCAAACAUCAACACCACAGCCAAUGAUUAUUGGUGAAGAGAAAUCUAUUUCAAAAGAUGAUUCAACAAAUCAACAACAACAACAACCAGCAAUAACAAAUUCAUAUAAUUCAAGAUAUCUUGAAGAUUUUGAACAACUUAGCCUACUUGGUAAAGGUGGUUUUGGUUGGGUAUUCGAAGCUAAACAUAAAAUUGAUGAAAGUCAUUAUGCUGUUAAACGUAUAUCGAUACCAGCGAUUGAAGAAAAACGUCAUCGUUUUAUGAGGGAAAUUCGUGCCCUUUCGAAAUUGGAUCAUGUUAAUAUUGUACGUUAUUAUAAUGCAUGGGUUGAACAACCACCAUUUGGUUGGCAAGAACAACAAGAUCGUCUUAAUAAUCAAUAUGAUUUUUCAGUAAAUUCAUCAAUUCCCACAACAACAACGGCAACACAUUCAAUAUAUUCACCAGUGAAUUCUUUAAUGGUAAAAUCUACUAAUGAUAUCAACGAUGAUAGUUUGGUUAUUGAUGAGAAAAAUGAUGAUGAUUCAUUGGAGAUUGUAUUUGAAGAAAUUUCCAAUGAUAAUAAUUCAAUGAAAAUUAUUCUGGAUAAGGAUCGUGCAAAUGAAGAGAUAAAAUCAUCAAAACAAAUGAAUGGUGGUGGUGUUUAUCAUAGUGAAACAAAGAAAAAAAUGAUGAUGGUUACAAAAUCAAAACCACAACAACGACAAAAAGUGCCAAAAGCAUUUAUGUAUAUACAAAUGCAACUGUGUAAAAAAGAAACAUUAAAAGAUUGGUUAUUUCAGAAUACAAAACGUAAAAAAUCUGAAAUGAUUGAUAUAUUUAUACAAUUACUUAAAGCUGUUAAUUAUGUUCAUAAUAAUAAUCUUAUUCAUCGUGAUUUAAAGCCAUCAAAUAUAUUCUUUUCGAUGGAUGGCCUAGUGAAAAUUGGUGAUUUUGGCCUUGUCACAACUAUUGUUGAUGAAGAUGAACAUUGUGAUCAAUUUGAAACAAAUUCAUCAUCAUCAUCAUUACGAAAACAUCAUCUUAAACAUACUAAUCGUGUUGGUACACAAUUAUAUAUGAGCCCUGAACAAAUAAAAAAUCAACCAUAUGAUCAUAAAGUAGAUAUAUUUUCAAUGGGUAUUAUAUUAUAUGAAUUAUUAAUGCCAUUCCAUACGGAAUCCGAAAGAAUUCAUCAAUUACAAAAUGUAAGAAGGAAAUUAUUUCCAAAUGAAUUUGAUAAAGAAUAUCCGGAAGAGAAAAAAAUUAUACAAAAAAUGAUGGCCGAUUCACCGAAAAAUCGUCCCGAAUCAAUGGAUCUUUUAACGAAUGAUUUAUUUUCACAUUGAAUGUUUGAAACGGAUAAUGAUGAUGAUUGGAACAGACAAAUGACAUCAGUAUUUGUUAAUAAUAAUCAUCAUGUUGUAUAUAA
Molecule: messenger RNA, 2950 nt
Organism: Dermatophagoides pteronyssinus (European house dust mite)
Lineage: Eukaryota; Metazoa; Arthropoda; Arachnida; Sarcoptiformes; Pyroglyphidae
Product: eukaryotic translation initiation factor 2-alpha kinase-like
Biological process (GO): regulation of translational initiation by eIF2 alpha phosphorylation
Cellular component (GO): nucleus; cytoplasm
Molecular function (GO): eukaryotic translation initiation factor 2alpha kinase activity; ATP binding
Source: RefSeq, a predicted model, not a curated record